Messenger RNA from Uncinocarpus reesii 1704, 1560 nucleotides. RefSeq lists its product as uncharacterized. The record is from RefSeq and is a predicted model, not a curated record. Gene Ontology annotation, cellular component: nucleus. The transcript has 3 exons. Gene Ontology annotation, biological process: peptidyl-lysine monomethylation. Gene Ontology annotation, molecular function: protein-lysine N-methyltransferase activity. NCBI's taxonomy places the organism in Eukaryota, Fungi, Ascomycota, Eurotiomycetes, Onygenales, Onygenaceae. Bases 1 to 1560 code for a protein of 519 amino acids.
AUGAAACAUCAGGUACUAUCCAUCGAUGCACUUUCUGCUUGGAGAAGGCUGAAUGGCGUAUCGUUUGACGGCGUCGAAGUUCGUCGUCUCCACGCCGAGGAUGCGGUUGACAAAGGGCUGGCGGUCGUCGCUACGCACAACCGAGUAGCCAAGGAGUUCAUCCCGGGAGGAAACGCAGGAGCUGCAGAGCCGGAGAUCUUGAUGCGUAUUCCGGGGGACUUAGUGCUCUCUUUGGACCUGAUUGACACCUACGCGAAAUCAGAUCGGUACCUGAGAGAGGUUCUGGACGCUGUGGGGGAGUUCGGGAAGUCAGCUCGAGGCGCUAUUCUAGUCUACCUGCUGCUUCUUCUCACGCAUUUGCAUAACAAUUCCUCAAAUGAGAGGAAGAGUCAUGUUGGCGUAUCCAGUGCCUGGACAGGUUAUAUUCAAUUCCUACCCAAAUCGUAUCCGCUUCCGACGUUUUAUACAGAUGGCGAGUUGGAAAUACUUCAGGGGACCUCGCUAAAACCAGCGUUGGAAUCUAAACUGGAUAGUCUCGAGCGUGAAUUCGAGCAACUACGUCAAUUCACUGCCGAUAUCCCCUGGUGUAAAGAAAAUUGGUGGGAUGGAGAAACAGGCCAGCUCACUUUCCACGACUGGAAGACCGUUGAUGCCAUGUAUCGGUCCCGCGCACUGGAUAUUCCAGAAAUAGGACAUGCGAUGGUGCCUUGUGUGGAUAUGGCGAACCAUGCGUCCGGGGAUGAAACCAACGCAAUAUAUGAAGUUGAUGGAAACGGCAACGUUGUGCUUCAGUUACGCUAUGGGCGGAGUCUCGGGGAAGGUGACGAGGUCACCAUUACGUCGGUCAUUUGUCCUGCAAUUUCCCAAGCCCCGUCUGACUUGACAUGGUGCAGGUACGGAGAUGAAAAGGGAGCGGCUGAAAUGAUCUUCUCUUAUGGGUUCAUCGAAGGGGCGAUUACAGACGCUCGUCAGAUGUUCCUUGAGCUAGAAAUUCCUGAUGACGAUCCACUAAAACCUGCAAAAAUGGUUGUGUGUGACGAGGCCCCGGGCGUUCGGCUUUUUGCAACUAUCGACCCUGAACAGCGGACCGAAAUUAGCUGGGAAAGCCCUUUCGUCUGGUGGGCAUGUGUCAACGAGGAAGACGGUCUUGGAUUUGAAAUUGUACAGUCCAAUAACGGCGAAGGAGAAAUAAAGGCUGCAUGGAAAGGGCGGGAAAUCCAAACAUCCGAGAAGUUGCGUGAUAUCCUGCAAGACGAGCCGCUCUGGGAUGUAUAUCGACUCCGUGCCACGGUAAUAGUCCAAGACCGGGUUGCCACCCAGCUUGCAUCGCUCCGCGAAAGCAACGAAUCUAUCCUUGACUGGCGUGACAAGGUGAAUGGGACUACGAUCCGCCCACUAGUUUGGAAUACCAUCACGAACCUUCGCGAGCUUGAAGGGGAAUUUCUCACCCGAGCCAGCGAUAUUUUGGAGGAUAAGAAAAUCGCGCUCGCAAACUCCUCUGUAGUCCAGCAUUACCUUCAAGGUGGCCCUGGAGGCGAUAUAACAGAGGACUUUUCUUAA